UGUGUGCCACACUUUAAAAUCACUGCACCCUAAAUCAUAGUAGGUAUGCCUUGGCAUUUAGGUUUGACCUUUGGUGUGGCUUAUCCCCAAAAAGGUUGAGAACAUCUGCCCUAGAGAACGUGAUAGGCGUAGUUUUUGGAGUCUGGCGGGUUUUGUACAAGGCUGAUGCUACUUGAAGUUAAAACACGUCUACGAAGUUGAAAACAAAUCGUCGGACAGUGUUUAGUCUUAUAGUCACAUGGAGAAACGAAAGAUAAUUUAGAGAACAACCCGAGGAGAAAAGUCACAGGUGAGGACUCAAAACAUUAGGCUACUUAAAAGUGAUACCCCGCGUUCUGGACAACCAACGCGUCAUUCAAACGUCACUCCAACGCUGAGCCCUUCUGCUAUAACUCCCACAGAGGGAUGGCCGCGUGUCAUAUGAAGGGGCAGAUGCCCUGAAAAUGUCUCCAGAAAGAAGAAAACAUGUCUGACUCCAGGUCCUGAUGCAGCUGUACACCUCGGGGGGCAGUAACUUGAUCAUGUUCACAUUGUCAGCAUUUGCUGCCUUAAUUCCACCACUGGUUGUUCUGGCCUCUAAAUCUCAACAUUGCCAACCCCAGACCAGUACCUCCUUUCAUGAGUCCUCUGCUCUUGCGUCGCUCCAGUGCCGUAAUGACUACUCCACUCACAUACAGUGCAGCUGGACACAGCCCCCCAACACCCGCCUGCACCUCUUCCACCUGGCUGUGUUCAGGAACAGGAGCACUGAGUCACCCUGUGUGCCUGUUCCUCCUCCAUCCCAGGAUGCAGAGGGUCACCUCAAAGCCCACUGUCGGUACAACACCAGUAUGUUUGUCAUCCAUGCGCAAGACUUUUUUUUCUUCAAGGUUCCUCAUGUGAAGUUCCUCUCCAAGACUGUUGACCUUCACAAUCAAGUGAGAGAUCCUCCACACCACCUGUCCGUGAAGGUCACAGAGGAGGGACAUUCGGAGUUGACCUGGCAGAGCCCUGGGACCCUCGAGCCCUCCCCAUCCUCCACCUAUCAGGUGCACUACAGACAGACCGACCAGGAGUGGACAGAGCUGGAGGUCCAGGGUCAGGACCUGCGUCUGGAGGCGUCUGCACUGGUGCCUGACGGCAGGUACGAGGCCAGGGUCAGAGCCAAGAGCCAUCAGAGCGUCUGGACGGAGUGGAGCCCCCUGGUGCACUGGAGGCCCAGUGAAGCAUCUCUGCCAGGUCCCUCUAAUCUUGGUUGUGUUUUGGACGGAGAGAAGAAGGUGCUCUGUAGCUGGGAGGCACACGGAGACCUCGCUCAAUAUGUCACCUACAAUCUGUCCUACCGCAUCAACCCCACAGCACAGCCUGGCCAGUGCUGUCCCCAGCCCCCCGGGCUCCUCAACAGGACGGCUCCAGUGCUGGGCUUCGGCUGCACUCUCCCCGUCACCGUGGCCAGGUCCCUUCAGGUCCAGCUCAAGGCGAUGCCCAUCAGGAGAGAAUUUAAGUCCCACAAACACAUCCAGCCCCCCAGGCCCACUGGCGUCCAGGUGGAGGGGAGGGGGGACAACUGGAGGCUGAGCUGGACUCCGCCCAAGCUGCCCACUGUUCCCAUCGCCAUGGAGAUUUACUACUGGAGCGCUGACACGCCGGAGGACCGUACAUCCUUCACUCUGGAGGCUCACACAGACUCCCACUCCAUCCCAACUGCAUCACUACAACCCUCCACGCGCUACUGUGCCCAGGUCCGAGCGCGGGUGGACACGUCAAGGAGCAGCCAUUACAGCGGCUAUCCCUCCCUGUGGAGCGAACCCGUCCACUGGACCACAAGCUCAGUCCUGUGGUCAGCCUUCAUGAUCUCAUAUGUGACUAUGGCAGCCUGUGUGUUUGUAACAGUCUUUCUCCUUUACAUCUGUCAAAGGAGGUUCAGGCAGUGGGAAGUAUCGAUCCCAACACCUGUCAACAGCAAAGUGCUAAAGGACAUCUCAAAAGGCAACCAAAAAUCCCAAGUCAAGGGGGAAAUGACCCAGCCUGAAGCGGACAGCCCCCACAUUUACCAGGCCCACAUCAUGGAGCUGUCCCUGGCCCCAGACGUCCUGUCAGAGGAGCUGGACGACGUCUCCACUUCCUCUUUUCCCACCAGGCUCUCGGCCGACGCUCAGACAGGAAGUAUCCUGGCUGUCGAGGAGGAUGAUUUGUACCAGCCGGUGCCCUGCUGUGGGUUCGACGCAGACAAAACGCUCGCCACGCCCUCUGCAUCAAAGGCUUCUGAGUUGAGCUUCGAUGACCUGUACAUGGCCUGCCCAAGGUCAGGAUCCUCCACGGUGAUGGGAGAAGAAGUCCUCUCAGAAGUUGUGGCCUGUCCACCCCUUUCCUCCUGCCCUGACGACUCGAUUCACAACUGUGUGCCAACAUCAGAGACAUCUGUGACCCUUCCAGAAGUUUCUGCCCAGCCUGACCCCCCCUCACCAGCAGCAGAGCAACAUCCUGCACCAUGAUCACGCCACUGUCAUGAUUUGACCCAGCAACAACAGACAAAAAGAGACUUACUGUAAUUCCAAAGGAACUUCAAUGAGAGAGACAACCAAGCUGAUUACUGUUCUAACUUCUCUUGUAAUGCCAUCUUUGUCCAGUAGAGGUAGUUGUAGCCCUUUGAAACCUUUGUUCAGCAAAUUGUGUCUGUGCAGUAAUAAGGUGCCUAGUUUAGAUCAUAGCUUGACUGAUUUUGUUGCUGUAUCAUUCAAAUGAGUUGUUUGAAUUCAUAAUUUUUUACUAUGCUGCUUUGAAGUUUUUGUGCCCAAUGCACCCUUUAAUAGAUUUAAGCAGUACAGUGUGAAUAAAUUGUGAAUCAUUAUGAAUGGAGUUAAGUGAUUCAAGCUUAUUUUGAAUAUCCUGCAAUUACGUGGUAUUCAGUGUAUUCUAUCUUAAAUAAAAACGUCUGCAUCGCUGCA
Alosa sapidissima (American shad) is the source of this 2927-nucleotide messenger RNA. RefSeq names its product cytokine receptor common subunit beta-like. The transcript has 14 exons. Gene Ontology annotation, cellular component: external side of plasma membrane. The record is from RefSeq and is a predicted model, not a curated record. Lineage: Eukaryota; Metazoa; Chordata; Actinopteri; Clupeiformes; Clupeidae. Gene Ontology annotation, molecular function: protein binding; cytokine receptor activity. The coding region runs from base 486 to 2474 and encodes 662 amino acids. Gene Ontology annotation, biological process: cytokine-mediated signaling pathway.